Molecule: messenger RNA, 1143 nt
Organism: Propithecus coquereli (Coquerel's sifaka)
Lineage: Eukaryota; Metazoa; Chordata; Mammalia; Primates; Indriidae
Gene: FBXO5
Product: F-box protein 5
Exons: 4
Coding region: 1-1143 (380 amino acids)
Biological process (GO): negative regulation of meiotic nuclear division; regulation of mitotic nuclear division
Cellular component (GO): nucleus
Source: RefSeq, a predicted model, not a curated record
AUGAGCCGGCACCACUGCAACUACUCCCCACGGCCACCUUCCUGCUCCUGCAGCUCCAGCACCGUGACAACCACCGGGCGCCCUCGCCCCUCUCACAGUUGUAAAGAAGAAAGUUCCACUCUUUCUGUCAAAAUGAAGUGCGAUUUUAAUUGUGACCAUGUUCAUUCUGGACUUAAACUGGUAAAACCUGAUGACAUUGGAAGACUAGGUUUAUACACUCUUACACAUUUGGAAGGUUCUUGUAAAGACUGCAUUAAAGACUAUGAGAGGUUAUCGUGUCUUGGGUCACCAAUUGUGAGCCCUGGCAUUGUAGAACUUGAAACUGAAAGCAAGCCCUUGCAUAACAAGGAAAAUCAAUGUGUGCAACAAACACUUAAUAAUGCAAAUGAAAUAGAGGAAUUAGAGACGAGUAGACUUUAUGAAGACAGUGGCUAUUCUUCAUUUUCUCAGCAAAGUGAUCUCAAUGAACAUGAAGAAUCAUUUUCUCAACGAAGUGAUCUCAAAAAACAUGAAGAGGGUAGCCUUCCCCUGGAGGAAAAUUUCAGUGACAGUCCACAAUCCUGCCUGCUACAGAUGCAAAGCCCAGACCAAUAUCCCAACAAAAACUUACUGCCAGCUCUUCAUUUUGAAAAAGUAGUUUGUUCAACAUUAAAAAAGAAUACGAAACGAAAUCCAAAAAGAGAUCGGGAGAUGCUGAAGGAAAUUAUAGCCAGAGGAAAUUUUAGAUUACAGAAUAUAAUUGGCAGGAAAAUGGGCCUAGAAUGUGUAGAUAUUCUCAGCGAACUGUUUCAAAGGGGACUCAGACAUCUCUUAGCAAAUAUUUUAACUCAGCUCAGUGAUAUGGACUUAAUCAAAUUGAAGUUUUUGUUCCUUUUAGUUCUGAAACUUCUAGUUGCCAAGACUUUGAAAAAGAAUGAAAGCCUCAAGGCCUGUAUUCGUUGUAAUUCACCUGCAAAAUAUGAUUGCUAUUUACAACGGGCAACGUGUAAACGAGAAGGCUGUGGAUUUGAUUAUUGUACAAGGUGUCUGUGUAAUUAUCAUACCACCAAAGACUGUUCAAAUGGCAAGCUCCUAAAAGCCAGUUGUAAAACAGGUCCCUUGCCUGGUACAAAAAAAAGCAAAAAGAAUUUACGAAGAUUGUGA